Molecule: messenger RNA, 681 nt
Organism: Guillardia theta CCMP2712
Lineage: Eukaryota; Cryptophyceae; Pyrenomonadales; Geminigeraceae
Exons: 5
Coding region: 1-681 (226 amino acids)
Biological process (GO): translation
Molecular function (GO): mRNA binding; structural constituent of ribosome
Source: RefSeq, a predicted model, not a curated record
AUGGCCGAGAGUAUCGUGGCGCAUCGGGAGCAGGAGGGCGCGUUUGCCUCCCGGGCUGACCUCCUGCAAGUGAAGGGGGUGGGGAAGAAAACCUUCGAACAGGCGGCCGGCUUCUUGCGGGUCUACCGGAGCUCCGAGAUGCUCGACAGCACGUCGGUGCAUCCGGAGAGCUACCGAGCUGCCAAGGGAGUCAUCAAGCACCUCGGGGUGGACCUGGCCGGGGCGACGAAGAGGAAGGGGAAGAAGGCGGAGGAGAAGGAGAAGGAGGGAAGGGAGGAGGGGGAAGAGGUGAACAUUCCUGAACUCGACGCCAAGUCGCUCAGUGAGCUGGCGGGCAAGUUCGAGGUCGGAGAGCAGACGCUGAAAGAUAUCCUGGAGUUUCUUCGGUUUCCAGGGCAGGACCCUCGUAUCAAGCUGCUGGGUAUUCCUCCUCCCACAUUCAUCACAGCCUCAGGCAAGGGGUCGGAGAAGAAGGCUGGUAGCAGGAAGAUCAGUGACGUCAAGGUUGGUGAGGAGGUCGAGGGGAUAGUGAGGAACGUGGUGGCGUUCGGAGCCUUCGUUGACAUCGGGUUUCCUCGGGGCAUGGUCCUUCACGUCGGGCAAGUCAUUCGUGUGGCCAUCGACUCGAUCGACGAGCAUCAUAAGAGCGGAAACCCGCGGCUGACUCUCAAACUCGUGUAG